UCUUUUCAAAAAGUAAACAUUACACCAAAAGGAACAAAACCCUAAUUUUAUAAAAUUAAAUUGAAAAACAAAACCCAAUACUAUCACUAUCUUUAGUAUAGCUUUCAUAGAUCCAAGGUAAGGAACAAAAAAGGCUGGUUUUCACAACACAAACGCUAAACCUAGUUCCAACCGCGCGCGUACCCCAUCUUUUCUUACACUUGUCUCUUACUCUAUAAACCCUUUUCCUGUUCAAUCUCCAAUGUCAUAUAUCUCAACAAACAAAAAACACUUCUCCAUGUAAACCACCAAAAAAGAAAAAGAUCACAAAAAAACGUUAUCAUGGCAUUGAGCAAUAACGUGAUAGGAGCCAUAAACUUUGUGGCCGUGCUCCUCUCUAUCCCCAUCAUCGGGGCCGGAAUCUGGCUGGCCUCCGAGGCUGAUAACUCUUGUGUUAAGAUCCUCCAAUGGCCAGUCAUAAUUCUAGGAAUCUUGAUCUUGGUGGUGGCCCUAGCAGGUUUCGUCGGAGCGUUCUGGAGAAUUCCAUGGCUGCUGAUAGGUUACCUUGUGGCCAUGCUUGCCCUCAUAAUCUUGCUUGCUUCUUUGGUGGUGUUUGUGUACAUGGUCACUAUUCGUGGCUCCGGCCACAUUGAGCCCAGCCGCGCUUACUUGGAGUACCGUCUAGAUGACUUCUCCGGGUGGCUUCGCCGUAGGGUUCAUAGCUCUUACAAGUGGGAUCGCAUUAGGACUUGUCUUAGCUCCACCAGUAUGUGUGCCGAGUUGAACCAGAGUUACCGUAUGGCUCAGGAUUUCUUUAAUGCACGGCUUAAUCCCUUACAGUCGGGAUGCUGUAAACCACCGACCCAAUGUGGUUACACAUUUGUGAACCCAACAUAUUGGAUAAGCCCAAUCAACAACGCUGCCGAUAUGGACUGCCUUGCUUGGAACAACGACCAAACGCAGCUCUGUUACAACUGUGAUUCUUGCAAAGCUGGCUUGCUAGCCAAUUUGAGGAAAGAGUGGAGAAGAGCUGAUAUUAUUCUUCUCAUAACAUUGAUUGCUUUGAUUUGUGUCUAUUUGAUUGGCUGUUGUGCCUUUAGGAAUGCCAAGACUGAGGAUCUCUUUAGAAAAUACAAGCAGGGUUAUACGUAAGUACCUACGUACGUAUUUAUUGUUAUAUUUUAAUGUAUUUGGUGUAAAUUUGGGACAUGCUCUUAAUUAGCCUAGCUAGUUAUGUUAAUUUGGUGACAUGGGGAUUUUCGAUUAAUGUUUUGAUGGUACUCUAGAUUGUUUUGGAUAUGGAAAAGGAAAAAUUUGUUUGUUCUAAUUUUCAGUAAUAACUUAUUAUAAUCUUUGACAAGGAAAAGUAAAGAUUAUAGUUUGAUCUA
Molecule: messenger RNA, 1367 nt
Organism: Humulus lupulus (European hop)
Lineage: Eukaryota; Viridiplantae; Streptophyta; Magnoliopsida; Rosales; Cannabaceae
Product: protein TORNADO 2
Exons: 2
Coding region: 322-1131 (269 amino acids)
Biological process (GO): auxin-activated signaling pathway
Cellular component (GO): plasmodesma; plasma membrane
Source: RefSeq, a predicted model, not a curated record